UUGAUAACGACAAUCAUCAUCCUCGCUGUUAUGAUCUAUAAAAAGCACAGUAACAAUAAAGCAGACAGAAAAGAAAAACCAGGAGAAAAUGAAAUGCCUUCUUCGCCUCUGGAGGCUGUAGAAAAUGAGAUACCCGUAUAUGCAAGUGUUGAUUUGUCAAAAAAGAAGAGAACAAGACAACACGGUGAAAAACCGAUCCAUGCCCAGGAAGACAGGAGCAAGAAAAAGCACCCAGGCCAGAUCAUCUAUGCAGAAUUAGAUCUUCUGUCUUCAACUGAAGUCAUCCCUCCACCAUUACCAGAUCGUGACGCGUAUAGUGAGAUUGGUUGCAGCCAAAGUUCAAGUCAUGGUGACAAUUUAGGGCCUAUAUAUGAAUAUGUUUUUCUGGAAUGAUACACAAUAUAUUUUUACUAAUACAUUUAGGCACAAAGUAGUAGCGGCUAGAUUCCUCGAAGCGAUUAAUUAUUGUCUUUACUGUUCAUUAUAUCAACAAGUCAGCUAGGCAAAAGAAAUAACAAAAAUGAGUUAAUACUAUUGAUGGUUUUUAACCAUUCCCAUAAGAGAAUUAAAUAACAAAAGACACGGCGGCCAUGUUGGAGGAUUUAGUUCAU
This is a messenger RNA of Actinia tenebrosa (Australian red waratah sea anemone), 611 nucleotides long. RefSeq names its product immunoglobulin superfamily member 10-like. Gene Ontology annotation, cellular component: plasma membrane; cell-cell junction. Gene Ontology annotation, biological process: cell-cell adhesion. The record is from RefSeq and is a predicted model, not a curated record. Lineage: Eukaryota; Metazoa; Cnidaria; Anthozoa; Actiniaria; Actiniidae. Gene Ontology annotation, molecular function: cell adhesion molecule binding.